Coregonus clupeaformis (lake whitefish) is the source of this 8828-nucleotide messenger RNA. RefSeq names its product zinc finger SWIM domain-containing protein 8-like. Lineage: Eukaryota; Metazoa; Chordata; Actinopteri; Salmoniformes; Salmonidae. The record is from RefSeq and is a predicted model, not a curated record. Gene Ontology annotation, molecular function: zinc ion binding. Gene Ontology annotation, cellular component: Cul2-RING ubiquitin ligase complex.
GAAGAGCCAUCUUCCCGACCGGAGAGAGUGGAAGAGAUGGGGGAUUGUUGAGACAAUUUUGGGGGACCCCGGUGUCGUUAGAAGCCUCAAAGACAACUUGGGGACGGUAGGACUACUGGUGUCGGUCGGGAAAAAUGAAAGGGGCUUUUCUACAGUUUCCGGACUAGGGGUCAUUGGGAACCAGUGCAGUGGCGGGCACGAGCGAGGGUGCUUUUUUCAAAAUACAAAGCAAAGGGAAAAGAGAUUCGAGUCAAGGUAUUAGCUAAUAGCGUAAGUUUGCAAUCAAAUACAUAUAAAACUGACUGUACACCAUGACCGGAGACAGUUGAUCGAAAACCGUAUGUAGUCAGUCAAGUUUGACGGAAGUGUAGUUCUUCAAAGGUGUCAAUGUAAACAAACACCAAAGCCCUUCUUGUUGAAGCGGGUGCUGUGGACUGACUGUAGUAGUGGGGCUUUGAGCCUCGGAUUAUGACCAAGGGUAUCCUGCCAGAGUUAAAAUGUGUUCGUAAAACGAUUAUUCUUUCAAGGUUUCCCUUAAGUGAUACAUCUUACAACGUUUGCGAAUGAUGACAAUCGAGUCUUUUUUUUUUUUUUUAAGCUAGCUAGCUAUUUUAGCAAGCUACUGAGUCUGGUUGACCAGGCAGUGUUAGCUUACUAGCUAGCUGUCUAGUUAGCUAGCAUUAGCCAGUUAAGCUAGUAGCUAGCAGAUCUUCAAGCUUGAGUAGUGAAUCUGUCAAAGAAAGAAUGAGAGACGGUAGCUAGAUUAUACUUAUUAACGUUGUUUUAUUCCCAAGGGAAAUUAAAAAGGCCUGCUUGCAAGCUUUUGGAACAUUUCGUACGGCUGUCUCGAGACGGUUAGUGUCCGUAGCACAGCUGAUUCGUCGAGAAGGGGAGGUAGGAAAUGGAGGAAAACAAGUUAAGUUUAUGUAUAUUUAAUUUUAAGUGCAGUAGCUGACCGUCAAUAUUUCUGUAUACGAGUAGGGUUAAUCUUAGGUAAUGUAGAAAGUGUUUCAUUAAAAGUAGUUAGAUAGCUAGAACCCUAUAAAAAUGUGCCUGUGUGGGUGACUUGUAAGUAAGUGGGGGUCGUCUCCCUCGAAGCACUGCUCAAUUUAGACAGUCAAGCAGAAACAGUCCAACUCGAAACUGGGUGGUGGGAGGGGGCAGAAACUAAAUUGUUACCGGACUGGAAUCAACUUUCUCAAACGACAUGGAUAUAAAGUGUCUCAGAUAAAUUAUCACCCUAAAUGGCAUGGCCCUUGGUAAGAAAGAAAAGUCAUUGUGUUCCCUAGUUUUGCCUCUAUUUUCCAAAUGCUGAAUACUAAUUUGGUAACAUUUGUGAAGAAAGUAUUUUUUCCCUACCAUUGAUAAUGGAUAUGAUUGUUUUACUGUGUAGUUCGCCUGCAAGACUACAGUGAGCUCUCAGCAGUGUUUUGGUUGUUGCUCUCACCCCUCCCCCAACUUUUACUGGAGACUUGUGGAAGUGUUCUUUGCUUCUGCUCCCUUUCAGUGGUGGGCAGCUCUCACCCGUUUUUUUUCCCUCCCUUUGACGGAAGGCCUUGGCUAUUGUACAGUCCACUUGAAUCCUGAGUUGUAUAGCCUACGGUGGAUGUAAUGGAACUAAUGUUCGCUGAGUGGGAAGACGGAGAGAGGUUCUCCUUCGAAGAUUCUGACCGGUUCGAGGAGGACUCUCUCUGCUCCUUCAUAUCAGAGGCUGAGAGUCUGUGUCAGAACUGGAGGGGAUGGAGAAAACAGUCUGCUGGACCAAAUUCUCCUACAGUGAAGAUUAAAGAUGGUCAGGUCAUCCCUCUGGUGGAGCUAUCAGCCAAGCAGGUGGCGUUCCACAUCCCGUUUGAGGUGGUGGAGAAGGUCUAUCCUCCUGUCCCCGAGCAGCUGCAGCUCCGCAUCGCCUACUGGAGCUUCCCAGAGAAUGAGGAGGACAUCCGGCUGUACUCGUGUCUGGCCAACGGCAGCCCUGAUGAGUUCCAGCGAGGGGAGCAGCUAUACAGGAUGAGGGCUGUUAAAGACCCUCUGCAGAUAGGUUUCCACCUCAGUGCCACCGUGGUGUCGCCCCAGGCUGGCCAAUCAAAAGGGGCGUACAAUGUGGCUGUCAUGUUCGACCGCUGCCGCAUCACUUCCUGCAGUUGCACCUGUGGAGCCGGGGCCAAGUGGUGCGCCCACGUGGUGGCCCUCUGCCUCUUCAGGAUCCACAACGCGUCUGCAGUGUGCCUGCGAGCCCCCGUGUCAGAGUCCCUGUCCCGGCUGCAGAGGGACCAGCUACAGAAGUUUGCCCAGUACCUCAUCAGUGAGCUUCCCCAACAGAUUUUGCCCACAGCCCAGAGGCUCCUGGAUGAGCUCCUGUCUUCCCAGUCCACAGCCAUCAACACAGUGUGUGGGGCUCCCGACCCCACUGCUGGCCCCUCAGCCUCUGAUCAGAGCACCUGGUAUCUAGAUGAGUCUACGCUCAGUGACAACAUCAAGAAGACUCUGCACAAGUUCUGUGGCCCCUCUCCUGUUGUCUUCAGUGAUGUCAACUCCAUGUACCUGUCAUCUACGGAGCCCCCGGCGGCGGCAGAGUGGGCGUGUCUGCUGAGGCCGCUGAGGGGGCGAGAGCCCGAGGGGAUCUGGAACCUCCUGUCCAUCGUCAGGGAGAUGUUCAAGAGGAGAGACAGCAACGCUGCACCCCUACUAGAGAUCCUCACUGAGCAGUGUCUCACUUAUGAACAGAUCAUUGGCUGGUGGUACAGCGUGCGUACGUCGGCGUCCCACAGCAGUGCCAGCGGGCACACGGGGCGCAGUAACGGGCAGUCGGAGGUGGCAGCCCACGCCUGCGCCAGCAUGUGUGAUGAGAUGGUGGUUCUGUGGAGGCUGGCUGUGCUAGACCCCACCAUGAGCCCUCAGAGGCGUUUGGAGCUGGCUGCCCAGCUCAAGCAGUGGCAUCUGAAAGUGAUUGAGAUCGUGAAGCGAGGGCAACACCGCAAGUCCCUGGACAAACUGUUCCAGGGCUUCAAACCGGCCGUGGAGUCCUGCUACUUCAACUGGGAGGUGGCCUACCCACUGCCAGGCAUCACCUACUGCAGUGCAGACAAGAAGAGCGCUUCCUUCUGCUGGGCCAGGGCAGUGCAACAGCAGAGAGGGGCCAAGGCUGGCCUGGCUGGAGACCCCCCUGAACCUGGAGGAGGGAUAUCUGGCAGCUCUGAGGGAGGUGGGGGAGACUACAAGGGCAGAAGUCCCCAACAAGAAGUGGCUGUCAGGCCCAAAGAGACCAUUGUGAGCAAGAGGAAGGGGUUGUCGGCCGGGGGCGGAGGAGGGGUCCUAGUGCGGCUAGGGGGUAGUGUGUCUCUCUCUCUAGAGGAGGUCAGUAGUAAGGGGAUGUACAGCGCAGGUUCCUCCUCGUCCACUGGGGGCAAGGCUAAGAUAACCCAGGGGGGCAAGUCGUCCUCCGGGGGAUCAGGAGCGGUAGGGGGAAAACACCAAGCAGCCAAGCGGCGCACCAGCAGUGAGGACAGCUCCCUGGAGCCUGACAUGGCCGAGCUGAGCCUGGAUGACGGCUCCAGUCUGGCGCUAGGCGCUGAGGCCAGCAACACCUUUGACUUCACGCCCCCGCCGCCUGAGAUGCUGCCCUCACCAAGCCCGCUACUCAGAGAGCCACACAAAUACAGUGGGGGAGGGAAAGGGGCUGGAAACACGCCCAAGGAGCGCGCCUUCGAGGGCAAACGGGUCACCCUCGCUGCCACCCUGCCUGCCGCUGAGCCCCAGCCCGCCUUCCCCACCAAAGAGAACACUGCUGUCGUCGUGGAAGCGGCCGUUGCCAUGGAGAAGGAGGUGAACGUGGAGGCGGAGAUAGAGGUGAAUGGAAAUGAGGAGGCGGCCAUCGCUGGAGACGCUCGACCCUCCACCUCGGUUGUUACUGUGACUGCAGCUGCCGCCAAGCCACCGCGUGGUGGGCGCAGAGAAACUGGCGCUGGAGCCGUAGCCCUGCCCAAUCAGGCCCCAGAGGCAGGGGCCGGGGGAGACCCUGUAGGAGAGGAUGACUACCAGGCCUACUUCCUGAAUGCAGCCACUGAGGAGGGGGCAGAGAGAGUGUUGGAGAACAACAAUGAGGAGGAACCAGACAUCUUUGCUGGGAUCAAGCCACUGGAGCAGGAGGGCCAGAUGGAGGUGCUGUUUGCGUGUGCAGAGGCCCUCCACGCCCACGGCUACAGCAACGAUGCCUGCAGACUGGCGGUGGAGCUAGCUGGAGACCUGCUGGCCAACCCUCCAGACCUGAAGGUGGAGCAGCCCCAGACCAAGGGUAAGAAGAGCAAGGUGUCCACCAGCAGGCAGACCCAGGUGGCCACCAACACCCUGGUCAAGACCUCCUUCCUGCUGACGGUGCUGAGCGAGAGGCUGGAGCUCCACAACCUGGCCUUCAGCACGGGUAUGUUCUCUCUGGAGCUGCAGAGGCCCCCAGCCUCCACCAAGGCCCUGGAGGUUAAGCUUGCCUACCAGGAGUCAGAGGUGGUGGCUCUGCUGAAGAAAAUCCCUCUGGGCCUGGUGGAGAUGACGUCCAUACGGGACAGGGCCGAGCAGCUCCGAGACGGGAACUUCUGUGACUACAGGCCCGUCCUGCCCCUCAUGCUGGCCAGCUUCAUAUUUGAUGUGCUGUGUACCCCAGUUGUCUCCCCCACAGGUUCCCGUCCGCCUAGCCGUAACCGGAACAACGAGAUGCCUGGAGACGAGGAGCUGGGCUUUGAGGCGGCUGUAGCAGCACUGGGUAUGAAGACCACAGUGAGCGAGGCAGAGCACCCUCUGCUGUGUGAGGGGACCAGGAGAGAGAAAGGAGACUUGGCUCUGGCCCUCAUGAUCACAUACAAGGAUGACCAGAGCAAGCUGAAAAAGAUCCUGGACAAGCUGCUGGACAGAGAGAGCCAGACCCACAAGCCCCAGACCCUGAGCUCCUUCUACUCCAGCAAGCCAGCUGCCAGCAGCCAGAGGAGCCCGUCCAAGCACGCUGCCCACACUGCUCACGGACACGGAGGUGCCACCGGAGGGGUGUCCAAACACGCCCCCAACACCACGGCUGUAGCCGGGUCCUCCUCUGUGCAAGCGGUGGCUGCUGGAGGGGCAGCAGUACAGCAGGCGGGUCUGGCGGGCAGUGGGGUGCAGAACAACGCCACAGCCGGAGAGUGCGUCAGUGAGGCCAAAGAGCAAGAUGGCGCCCAGCCUGCGUCAUGUGACCAGCCGAGCGAGGCUGCCCCAUUCAAGCCAGAGGGCACGGUGCCCAGCCGCUUGGCGCUGGGAGGACGGGGGGCAUACAGCGGGCGCUGCUGGGGCUCUCCUGUCCGCCAGAAGAAGAAACACACAGGCAUGGCUAGUAUCGACAGCAGUGCUCCUGAGACCACCUCAGACAGCUCCCCCACCCUUAGUCGACGCCCACUCAGAGGGGGUUGGGCCGCAGCCUCCUGGGGGAGGGGCCAGGACAGUGACAGCAUCAGCAGCUCCUCUUCUGAUUCGCUGGGCUCCUCCUCAUCCAGCGGCUCUCGCAGGGCCGGAGGCGGGGCUAGGGCAAAGAGCACAGACACCAGCAGGUAUAAAGGGCGUCGUCCUGAGUGCCAUGCACCACAUGUGCCCAACCAGCCGUCGGAGGCAGCGGCCCACUUCUACUUCGAGCUGGCCAAGACCGUGCUGAUCAAGGCCGGGGGCAACAGCUCCACCUCCAUCUUCACCCAGCCCUCAGCCAGUGGAGGCCACCAGGGGCCCCACCGCAACUUGCACCUCUGUGCCUUCGAGAUCGGCCUGUACGCCCUGGGCCUGCACAACUUUGUCUCGCCCAACUGGCUCUCCAGGACCUACUCCUCCCACGUCUCCUGGAUCACAGGCCAGGCCAUGGAGAUCGGUAGUGCUGCCCUCAACAUCCUGGUGGAGUGCUGGGACGGGCACCUCACCCCUCCCGAGGUGGCAUCACUGGCAGACAGGGCAUCACGGGCGCGGGACCCCAACAUGGUUCGCGCUGCGGCUGAGCUGGCCCUGAGCUGCCUGCCCCAUGCACAUGCCCUCAACCCCAAUGAGAUCCAGAGGGCCCUGGUGCAGUGCAAGGAACAGGACAACAUGAUGCUAGAGAAAGCAUGUAUGGCUGUAGAGGAGGCAGCCAAGGGGGGUGGUGUGUACCCUGAGGUUCUGUUUGAGGUGGCCCACCAGUGGUACUGGCUCUAUGAGCAGACAGUAGGAGGGGGCUCAGGGGCCCAGCGUGAGGGCCCGGGACGCUGUGGGGCCAACGGUGGAGCUGGGAGGAGGCCCCCAGAGACGGGUCAUAGUGUAAUGGACAACAUUGGCAACAUGGACUCCUCUGGCGUUGCCACGGUGACCGCCUCAGUGACAGCAGCGGCUGUGGUGCCCGUCAUCUCUGUGGGCUCCACCAUCUACCAAUCGCACGCCCUUCCUGGCUCAGCCAUGGCCCACCCCCACACCCAGGGCCUGCACCCCUACACCACCAUCCAGGCCCACCUGCCCACAGUCUGCACUCCCCAGUACCUGGGGCACCCACUGCAGCAUGUCCCCCGGCCCACUGUAUUCCCAGUGUCAGGGGGUGCCUACCCACAGGGAAUGCACCCGGCCUUUAUCGGUGCCCAGUACCCGUUCUCAGUGGCCACUGGCCCCCAUCCGCCCAUGGCAGCGACAGCGGUCACCUUCCCUGGUGUUCCCGUGCCGUCCAUGACCCAGAUCGCCGUCCACCCCUAUCACACCGAUACCGGCCUGCCUCUGAGCACCACUGUAGCAGUAGGUGGCGUCCAUUCAGGCGCCACAAUCCAGGCCAUUCAGGGGUCUUCUCUUCCUGGUAUGUCUUCUCAGCCCGCCUCAUUGGUCAGCGCGCCCUUCCCGUCUGAAGACGAGCAGCAUAGCCAGCCAAUCAGCCAGCAGGGCCUUCACUACCUGCACUCAGCCUACAGAGUUGGCAUGCUAGCUUUGGAGAUGCUGGGCAGGAGGGCUCACAACGACCACCCCAAUAACUUCUCCCGCAGCCCACCUUACACAGAGGACGUCAAGUGGCUCUUGGGCCUGGCUGCACGGCUAGGGGUGAACUACGUGUACCAGUUCUGUGUGGGCGCAGCUAAGGGCGUGCUCAGCCCCUUCGUCCUUCAGGAGAUCAUCAUGGAGGCUCUCCAGAGACUGAACCCCGCCCACAUCCAUGCCCACCUCCGCACGCCUGCCUUCCACCAACUGGUGCAGCGCUGCCAGCAGGCCUACCUACAGUACAUCCACCACCGGCUGAUCCACCUGACCCCGGCCGACUACGAUGACUUUGUCAACAUCAUCCGCAGCGCCCGCGGGGCCUUCUGCCUGACCCCUGUUGGCAUGAUGCAGUUCAACGACGUGCUGCAGAACCUGAAGAGGGGCAAGCAGACCAAGGAGCUGUGGCAGCGCAUCUCUCUGGAGAUGGCCACCUUCUCCCCAUGACUAUGAGGGCAGUGGAGUGGGAGAGGAACGACGCUCCCACGCCACAAACCCGCAGCCCUGUCGAGCUCUGUCUCUCUCCAUCGACCCUUAGCCCUGCAUCGAACGCUCUCUCCAUUCGCCUCCCUGGCCUCUCCCUCACCUGACGUACCCCUCUCCUUGUGUACCAUGACGUACACACCCUACAAAACACACAGGCAGCACAAUCAACCCCCAUUUCCCACCCUGUUAGAGUUCCUUUUAGAUCUUAUAGGUGUGUGUGAGACAGAGCUUUGAGGUAAGCUGAAUGGAGAUCAGCUUAAAUAGUUUUCUAUGUCUGUUUGUGACUGAAUUGCCGCUCCCAUUUAUCAUGGUUCAUGUCUCUGUGUAACUUCCUGUAACGUAUAUUCCCACCUCAUGUUCAUCCUCCCAACUUUCCUACCAGAAGCUGUCACGAAGGAUGCUUUAUGGUUGCUUGGGGUGUAUAAGUUGUCAUUUAUUUUGUUGAUGUUGUUGGUUGGUUUUUAUUUUAUUGAAGCCACUGAGUAAAUCAGAUUCAUACUGCAACAUUCCUCUGUCCUGGGGGAGUGAGCCUCCACCAGUCACUACGGAUCUGAAUUUUAGGUAUUCUGACAGUGUUUAAAGAAGAAAGAAAAAAACAAGACAAAAAACAGUUUGUUGAAAUAAUUAAAAAAAGAAAUGUAAUAUGAAAAUUAGAAAAUUAUCUGAGUACGGGUGAGGAUUCUUUAGUGUUUUGUUUAAUCUUUUGCUUUUGAUAUUUUGUAUAGAAUGAUGUGUAUGCAGAGAGGAAUUUGAGAAUGAGCGAGUGUAAACAUGAGUUUUGUGUGGGUUACCUUUUCCAAUUUAGCGGUUUGAGGUUUUGGGUCUGGGAACACAGGAGUCUGGCUGGACCAAACUCAUCAUUGGCCUUUUUGAGUGGGUCAAUAGUGAAAGUGUACGGCCCCUGCGAAUCUCAAGUACAAUCAUCCAAUCAAAUAUCACGAUCACAUAAAGGAUGAGUGGACAUGACAUUUACAUAUGCCCUGCACAUGUAGAAUCAUAAAAGUGCUAUGCUCAUAAAGGCUUAUAUGCAGACUGGGUUUCCAGGUUACAUCCAUCAGCUGUUACUCUGGAAUUCAUGUCCACUGUCCAUUGAUGUUCUAUAGGGGGCGUUGCCAGAUCCGUGUGUUCCAAAUCCACACCUCCAACCCUGCUCUGGAGCUCACGGGGUGAAGAGUGACUUAGUAGAAAAUGUACUGUGAUAUUUUUAUAUUCCUCUAAGUGUAGCUUGGUUGAAAAAAGAAUUAAAAAUUCUGCUGAUUGCAAGAGGUUGUAAUUUAGAAUACAAUUUAAAAAAGAACGGAUAAAGCAAUACUGAAAUGUAGAGUUUACUUAAUAAAGGUAAUUCAAAACACUAA